AUGGGCAUCGUCCGCGCCCGGCGCCAGAGCGCGAGCGUGUCGGUCGACCAGAGCCAGAGGGACGACGUCCUGUCGCGGUUCGUGGCGAGCGCCGAGCAUAGCGACGAGGCGCUGAGGGACAUCAUGCUCAGCUUCCUCAUAGCCGGGCGGGAGACCACGUCGUCGGCGCUGACGUGGUUCUUCUGGCUCCUGUCGACGUCGCGCCCUGCCAUGACAGCGCGCGUGCUCGCCGAGGUCCGCGCGGCGCGGGCCUCCACGGGCACGCGCCCCGGCCUGCCACUCGGCUUCGACGCGCUGCGCGGCAUGCACUACCUGCACGCCGCGCUCACCGAGUCGAUGCGGUUGUACCCGCCGGCGCUGCUCGACUCGCAGUCGUGCGCCGCGGACGACACGCUGCCUGAUGGCACGCGCGUCGGAAAGGGUUGGUCUGUCACCUACAGCGCUUACGCCAUGGGCUGGCUCUCGGCCAUAUGGGGCGACGACUGCGCCGAGUUCCGGCCGGAGCGGAUGUGCCUCGGGAAGGAGAUGGCGUACGUGCAGAUGAAGCCCGUCGUCGCUAGCGUGCUGGAAGAGUUCGUGGUCGACGUCAGGAAGGAGGUCGCCGGCGGCGGCGUGCCGGAGCACGUGCUCUCCGUGACGCUUAGGAUGAAAGGGGGCUUGCCGGUGCAAGUGAGGAGAAGGGAGCAGGAUGGAAGUGCUGAAUGA
Miscanthus lutarioriparius is the source of this 705-nucleotide messenger RNA. Lineage: Eukaryota; Viridiplantae; Streptophyta; Magnoliopsida; Poales; Poaceae. The record is from the annotation of a GenBank genome assembly.